AUGAUUCACCCGGCUAGUCAGGGUUCCUGGAUAUGGCGAAAGACGGAAAGGAUCAAUAAUCGCCAAGUUUUUAUUGAUGACAGUGUUUUGCACUGUCUUCUAGAAGUAAAUCCACUUGGAUGGACUUUUGGAAACGGAGCUGAUGCCCUAAAAUGGAACUCUCCGGCGGUAUCUCAUGGCUGCUCUGCUUAUCUUCACGAUGGGAUUUUCAACAAGAAAAGAAUUGACCAUGAAGAACCAUAA
Sclerotinia sclerotiorum 1980 UF-70 is the source of this 243-nucleotide messenger RNA. RefSeq lists its product with no specific name. Bases 1 to 243 code for a protein of 80 amino acids. The record is from RefSeq and is a predicted model, not a curated record. NCBI's taxonomy places the organism in Eukaryota, Fungi, Ascomycota, Leotiomycetes, Helotiales, Sclerotiniaceae. The transcript is spliced from 2 exons.